Xenopus laevis (African clawed frog) is the source of this 2060-nucleotide messenger RNA. RefSeq names its product C1q-related factor (gene c1ql1.L). Gene Ontology annotation, cellular component: extracellular region. The transcript is spliced from 2 exons. Bases 718 to 1506 code for a protein of 262 amino acids. The record is from RefSeq and is a predicted model, not a curated record. Lineage: Eukaryota; Metazoa; Chordata; Amphibia; Anura; Pipidae.
CUCUGCGCUUUCCCUCUGCCUCUGCGCCUUCCUCCCUCUCAUCUAAUCUCCCCCCUUCCAGAUUUUCUUUCUGUCCCUGUUCCGACACUGCUGCUGCUUCUUCCUCCUCUCUGAUCGCUUUCCCACUUUAAUCUCCGUCUCUCUCUCUCUCUUAAAAUAUUCCCUUUCAGCUGCUCCCCCUCUGUCUCUUUUUCUCCCUGGCUUUUAUCUGUUUUACACUGUCCCUUGUUGUGUUUUCUCUCUGUCCCAUUCCCUCCUGUUAUUUACACUUUCCAUUCACUUUUCCCAUCUCGUUCAUUUUGUUGCUGUGCUUUCCCCUCCCGCCUCUCAUGUCUCUAUACUCCCUCUUGUAUUUACUCUAUUAUGUUCUUUCUUCUACUUUAAUUUAGUCUUUUAGCUUUCCUGUCAAUCAACUUUCCACUUUCACGGCUUUAGUUGGACUUUAGCCUUUCACCCUUAAUUCCUUCCUUUUUAUUUCCACUUUUUCUCCUUCAUUCUCCAUUGUCUGCAGACAUUACCUACUUCCCUGUCUCUUCUUUAUCUCUUCUACUGUCUCUUCACUAAGUCCAUCUCUCCCAUUCUCACCUGGAGGGGCCACUUUGCCUCUCCCCCACUCCAUUCGGCACCAUAGCUCCCACAGGUAGAUCAUCCCCCCGACCCUUGGCCCCUUUUGGCCUUGGAAGGAAGACUUUGGUGGCGGUGGCUAUUGGAGUGGUCAUGGUCCUUAUAUUGGUCAUCCUCAUUCCGGUGUUGGUCAACUCUGUGGGGUCAGAUGGCCACUAUGAGAUGUUGGGCACCUGCCGUAUGGUGUGUGAUCCUUAUCUUAGCAAAUCGGGGGUUGCCACUACCAGUACCAGUAUCCAUGCAGGCACUGGAGCUGAACCCCUAAGUGACAGAGGACAAUUGGCCCCUUCUACUUUGGUUCAAGGUCCUCAAGGCAAAGCUGGACGUCCAGGCAAACCAGGGCCACCUGGAGAACCCGGGGAACCAGGGCCACCAGGUCCAGUUGGACCUCCAGGAGAGCGAGGAGAACCAGGCAAGCCAGGACCACCAGGGCUGCCAGGAGGAGGGGUGAGUGGUGCCAUUAGCACGGCCACCUACACCACCUUCCCAAGGAUUGCUUUCUACGCUGGCUUAAAGCACCCUCACGAGGGAUAUGAGGUUCUCAAAUUCGACGAUGUGGUUACAAACCUUGGAAAUAACUACGAUGCGGGCACAGGGCGAUUCAGUUGUACCGUCCCGGGCACUUACUUUUUCACGUACCACGUCCUCAUGAGAGGUGGAGAUGGCACCAGCAUGUGGGCAGACCUGUGUAAGAAUGGACAGGUCCGUGCAAGUGCCAUUGCUCAAGACGCAGACCAGAAUUAUGACUAUGCCAGUAACAGCGUCAUACUACACUUGGAUGCAGGAGACGAGGUCUUUAUUAAACUAGAUGGUGGAAAGGCCCAUGGGGGCAAUAACAACAAGUACAGCACCUUCUCUGGGUUCAUCAUCUACUCAGACUGAGGCUUUACCUCCAAAGAACUCCACCAGAUUCCUCUUACUCCCAGGUGCUGAGAAACUACAGAGCAGCAUGGGGAUGUCCUGGAUUAACUCUCCAGUUUAUGAUCUCUGCCAAGCAACUCUCUCUCUCGCCUCUGCUCUUAGUUUCAAUCUUAUGUCUCUCUUCUGUGCUUUAUUUACAGUCAACCCAAAUUCUGUAUUUUCAUCUCCAGCCUAACUGUGCCCACAGCUUGCACCAUUUUCAGUCAACCAAAUCCCACCCUGCACUCAUCUGUGGAAAUCUAAUAAUAUGUCCUUGCCCCAAGCUUCAUGCUUGUGUCUCUUUGCUAUGUUCCUCUUCUUCCUCUACAGUGCCAAUGGGAAUAUUAGAUGGUGUUAUAAGUUGUAAAUAGGACUUUUAACCUUGGAAGCAGCACAGAAGACCUACUGUACCAUUCAUGCACCCAUAUCUUUUAGAGGAUUUGUCUAAUAUGCUGUUGAUUAUCAGAAUGAAAUAACUGGUUAAUGGUUAUACCCACUGUAUAUACAAAAAUAAACUAUAGCACUUUUCAUGUUCA